AUGGAUGAUCUUAUGAACCUUGAGCUUCUCUCGCUGGUCUCCAAGGUCACUUCGGAACUGCAGAACCAUGUGGGCAUCAGCGACAAGACCCUCGCUGAGUUCCUCAUCUCCCAGCGCAUCGAGAGCGACACACCCGAUGUCUUCCGCAAGAAGCUCGACGGCCUGGGCGCCGAUUUCCCGCCCAGUCUAAUCGACAGUAUAGACCGACUUGUCUGCGCCAUGCACCCCAAGAUGAAGGGCAAGAAAGCGGCACCGGUCGAGCCAGAACACCAUGUUCGGACCAUGGAGGAGAAGGAACAAGUGUUCAGCGGACUGGCGCUUCCCGACAAGCCUGCCGAGAGUGGUAGUGGAGGUGACGCGAUUGACGACACACUGGCGCUACUGGAAGGUCUCGAGAGCAAGGCGAGGGGGUCGGGUGAUUCGAGGAAGCGCAGCAGGAGCCCGAGACCAGAAAGAGAUUCAAAGGACGAGUCCCGAAGGAAGAGGCGCGACCGCUCACAUUCUCGGGGCCGACGAAAGCGAGAUAGAUUCCGAUCGCGGUCACGAUCGCAAGACAAAGGCGACGAGGAUUGGAGGGACGGAUUCAAAGACGAGCGAAAGUCACGACGCGGCCGACGGCGAUACGACGACGAGGACGAGGCCAUGGGUGGUUAUGAUCGAGCUCCUCCCGCAGAGAUCGAUGAUGCGCCUAUUCUCCAAAAGGUCUAUCCUGGUCAUGUCACGGGACUGAAGGAUUUUGGCGCAUUUGUCAAUAUACACAACGUCAGGGGCAAGGUCGAUGGCCUCGUGCAUGUUUCUAGGCUGAUUUCCGGGCAGCGAGUCAACCACCCCUCCGACUUGGUAUCUAAGGGCCAGGACGUUUGGGUCAAGGUGAUCAGCAUUGAAGGAUCGAGGGUCGGUCUGUCGAUGAAGGACGUGGACCAGAGUACAGGAAUGAAUCUGGAGCCACAGGCAAGACUCACAACUGGCGCCAACAUGGAAGCUCUGGGUGGCGGCGCACGGAAUGGUUACCAAAAUGGCACUAUGGCGGCCAUGCCACGGGAUACUUUGGGCCCCCCGCAGAAGCAGAAGAAGAGAAUGACAUCCCCUGAACGAUGGGAGAUCCGCCAGCUUAUUGCAUCAGGCGUUGCGAAAGCUUCUGACUAUCCUGAUCUCGAGGAGGACUACCAUGCCACAUUGCGUGGUGAAGGAGAUAUGAUGGAGCUUGAAGAAGACGUGGACAUCGAAGUCCGUGAGGAGGAACCCCCUUUCCUUGCCGGUCAGACGAAGCAGUCGCUUGAACUGUCUCCUAUUCGGGUUAUCAAGGCACCUGAUGGCUCUAUGAACCGAGCCGCGAUGUCCGGUACUUCGUUAGCAAAGGAGAGAAAGGAGCUGAAACAACAGGAAUCCGAUGCUGCUGCAAGGGAGGCGCCAAAGGAGAACCUUGCGUCUCAGUGGGAAGAUCCUAUGAUGGAUGCUGACCAACGCAAGUUUGCCUCUGAUCUGAGAACUGCCAGGAUGAACAGCAAGUCAGGCGAGGUACCAGAAUGGAAGAGGGCUGUGGAAAGCAAAACCCCCCUUAUGCCUAUCAAGCGCACCAACAUGAGCAUCAAGGAGCAGCGGGAGAGUCUGCCUGUCUUUGCUUUCCGAAGCCAGGUUAUUCAAGCAGUAAAAGACAACCAGGUCCUUAUCGUGGUAGGAGAGACAGGUUCAGGAAAGACCACACAGCUAACGCAGUACCUCGCCGAGUCUGGUUUUGCGAACGACGGAAUCAUUGGGUGCACUCAGCCCCGUCGAGUGGCCGCUGUUUCAGUCGCAGAACGUGUCGCCGAGGAAGUUGGAUGCAAAGUGGGAGAAGAGGUCGGCUACAGUGUUCGUUUCAUGGAUCGCACAAGUCCUGCGACGAGGAUCAAGUACAUGACGGACGGAAUGCUCCAACGUGAGAUUCUCAUGGACCCUGACAUCAACCGAUACUCUGUCAUCAUGCUUGACGAGGCACACGAGCGUACCAUUGCUACUGAUGUCUUGUUUGCGUUGCUCAAGAAGGCCUUGAAGCGACGACCAGACCUUCGAGUCAUCGUCACAUCGGCGACGCUAAACGCAGAGAAAUUCUCCGACUACUUCUUCGAGUGUCCUAUCCUCACCAUUCCCGGACGAACGUUCCCUGUUGAGGUUCUGUACUCUCGAGAACCCGAAUCCGACUACCUUGAUUCAGCUCUCGUGACGGUCAUGCAAAUUCAUCUCACAGAACCAAAGGGUGACAUUUUGCUCUUCUUGACCGGACAAGAAGAGAUCGACACGGCUUGCGAGAUCCUUUACGAGCGAAUGAAGGCACUUGGGCCGAAUGUCCCAGAUCUGGUUAUCCUACCCGUCUACGCUGCGCUGCCGCCAGAAAUGCAAGCCCGGAUUUUCGAACCGGCCCCAGAAGGGUCUCGUAAGGUGGUCAUUGCAACCAACAUUGCGGAGACGUCCAUUACAAUUGAUGGAAUCUACUAUGUUGUUGACCCCGGCUUCGUCAAACAGAAUGCAUAUGACCCCAAGCUGGGAAUGGAUUCGCUUGUCAUCACGCCAAUUUCCCAGGCACAAGCUAAUCAGCGGUCUGGCCGAGCCGGAAGAACUGGCCCAGGGAAGUGCUUCCGACUCUACACAGAAGCAGCGUACGAGUCUGAGAUGUUACCAACUACGAUGCCUGAAAUUCAGCGACGAAAUUUGUCUGUCACGAUUCUCAUGCUCAAGGCCAUGGGCAUCAACGACCUGCUCCAUUUCGACUUUAUGGACCCCCCGCCCAUCAACACUAUGCUUACUGCGUUGGAAGAACUCUACGCCUUGAGUGCGCUUGAUGACGAGGGCUUGCUUACCCGCCUUGGUAGGAGAAUGGCGGAUUUCCCCAUGGACCCUACGCUUGCCAAGGCCCUGAUUGCUGCUGUGGACUACGAAUGCUCGGAUGAGAUGCUGACAAUCGUUGCCAUGCUGAACCUUACUACUGUCUUCUACCGACCGAAGGAGAAGCAGACACAGGCCGACCAGAAGAAGGCCAAGUUUCACGAUCCUCACGGUGACCAUCUCACCAUCAUGAACGUGUACAACUCGUGGAGGCAAAGUGGAUACUCCAAUCCUUGGUGCUUUGAGAACUUCAUCCAGGCUCGAUCCAUGCGCCUUGCCAAGGAUAUCCGCAACCAGCUCGAGGAGACGAUGAAGCGCCACAAACACCCCAUCGUAUCCUGUGGACGCAACACGCAGAAGCUCCGCCAGGCCCUCUGCUCUGGCUUCUUCCGCCACGCCGCCCGCAAGGAUCCCCAGGAGGGCUACAAGACCCUCAUCGAAGGCACGCCCGUCUACCUGCAUCCCAGCUCAGCGCUCUUUGGGAAGCAGGCGGAGUGGGUCAUCUAUCACGAGCUUGUGCUGACCAGCAAAGAGUACAUGCGAUACACGACGAGCAUCGAGCCCAAGUGGCUGGUUGAGGCAGCGCCGACCUUCUUCAAGGUGGCGCCCACCGACCGACUGAGCAAGAGAAAGGAGGCUGAGAGGAUCCAGCCGCUGUACAACAAGUUUGCCGGCGAGGACGACUGGAGACUGAGUGCGCAGAGAAGAGGCGGAAGGGGUGGCGGCGGCGGUACCUGGGGUUGA
Molecule: messenger RNA, 3606 nt
Organism: Clonostachys rhizophaga
Lineage: Eukaryota; Fungi; Ascomycota; Sordariomycetes; Hypocreales; Bionectriaceae
Source: the annotation of a GenBank genome assembly